GUAAUAAGUUUUGUCGGUUUUCCAAAAUUUUAAUUUCCUAGUUAUUCAAAUGUCAUUGUUAGGUUUUAGUUUUGUUUGUUGGCCAUUGAGUCCUGCAUGAUCGGGAAACAAAAUUCGUUGUUAUCCGUGUUACUAUUUCACGCAUCGUUCGAAACGGAGUUAUUGAAUGGAGUCGAACGGUCGUUUGAAUGUUUUUGGCGCGAGUCCCACUUUGCGGAGCGCAUUGUCUGCCGAGGCGCCCACACACACGGAUAAAAAUCGACCAGAUUCGUCAUCUUCGUCGUUGUUCGGUGAAAAUGUGUUGGAAAAUUUCACAUCACAAACAAACUUUCAUCGACAGCAACAGCGUAACAAACGGAAGCGCAAAGAAUCGUCUUUUUCGUCCUGUUCGUCGUCCUCGUCGGCUUCGUUGUUGUCGUUGGUGCCGAGCUCGGAACGAACACCAGCUGUGGAUGGCGGUGUUGGUGGUGUGUGGGAGGAAAACACGUUUGUUGGGGGUGGUAGUGCCGAAGAACGAAAUGCACGACAGAAAAGUGAAAAAUUUGCGAGUUUGUUGAAAACAGCUGAUUUGAUUGAAUCUUCCUCGUGCGGAAGCCGGGCACAGGGCACCAACAACAACAGGUCGGCGAGGCAGCAGGACGAGCCGGAUUCGCCACAGCGGAAGCGACCGAAAUACGACUACACACGUGAUCAGAUGUUUGAAAUUUUCCAACCGUGGGUGAUUCAAACGUACGGAGACCGUGCCAAAACGAAAACAAUCACCCUCAAGAAACAGGCGAGGAUUAUCAAGGCUCUCAAGGGGCUAGAAAUGAAUAACCCAGAUAGCUCUAAAUUUAGAUUCUGGGUGAAGACUAAAGGAUUUACUACAACUAAACCAAAAGGCUUUCAAGAUAUUUUCGUGUUCCAAAGACAGGAGGAAAAUGAUGGCUGCUUACUGUUCGCACCAAAUACUACGGAAACUGACACCCAACCAUUCAAAAAAGUGGCGGUUGUAGAGAACUUUUUCAAUAUCAUCUACGGCGUACACGUGUCACUGGGCAGUCGUUCAAGUCGCCAUGCUGGCCAGAAAAGAACUUAUCGAACGAUCACUGAAACAUAUGCAUUUCUCCCACGGGAAGCAGUGACCAAAUUCCUCUCUUUGUGCAGCCAGUGUUCAAAAGCAAUGCGCCCGCAAACUCCUAGCCAACUAGCCGAUGCAGAUCGGCAUUCAGGAACCACUGGAAAGAUUCUCGAAAGUUCGCUGAGAACCAGGAAAUCUCGUUCAUUCGAUAAUCUAAGCUCAGCUCCACAACUCACCCUUGCCCAUAGUGUUCCUGAUCUCAGUUCAGGUGUUGAUAGUUUAGGCGGAAAUGAAAUGUACACAAAGUUGAUGAAUUAUUGCAAAGUGUCGAACAAUGCCGGCGAUGGAAGUAAUUUAACGUAUUAUCAGUUAUUGAAAACGUUUUAUGAUAAUGCUAGGAAGAGCAAAGAUCAAAGUGAAAAGAUGUGGCCAAAAGAGGAAUCGGUGGUAGAUCUUACUGAAAUUCCAGAUUUCGAAACUGCAGCUGGACUCGAUUUGUUAAAUGUACCCGACAGCAGUUUAGACAAAAACUAUUCAACUACAGCUGUUACUAAGGAGGAGGGGGAAAGAGAGAAAAAGUGUGAUGCAGAAGAUUUGUUUGUCGAGGAAAUUACACGGGUAGAAUUACAUUCCAAGGAGCGUAUUCCUUCCGAUCAAGCGGACGUUAGUGAGAAAGUAAGACUGAACAAUAAUUUAGGUGAUAAAUCCGACGAGAGUGAUAGUGACACAGACAGUGACAGUGAUGACGAGAAGGACGAGUGUAGGCCAAUUACUUCCUCGUAUCUGGAGCUCACCAGGAGUAUGGGUGUAGCGGAUGACGAUGCGUUAAACAUGGACUCAAUAUCAAUGCCAUACAAUAACGAAACUCCAGAAAACAAUGGAACAACUGCUGGAGUGACAGGGGAGGAUGCAUAUGCUGGUUUGAUCAAGGACGCCGACAAAUUUAAAUUAAUGCUGCUGGCAUGGAACUAUCAGAACUCAGCAGCAGGUAAAUCUCAAAACGGUGCCGAAGGACCAGAUUUGGCCACGAUGACCAACCUGUGGCAGCAGUAUCAAAAUGCACUAGCGAUGAACGCCAAAACAUCAUUCAAUCAGUUACCUAUCACCGAACGUCAGCCGUCUCCCAUUGAACAGCAGGACGAAACGAACUCUUCCGAACAGAAAGAUGACGACGAACUAUCGGAGGAUGAUUCCGAAGAUCGUAUCGAAGCUACCGUGAAUGAUCCGGAACGGUUGAAGGCGUUCAACAUGUUUGUACGAUUGUUUGUCGAUGAGAACCUGGACCGCAUAAUUCCGAUUUCCAAACAACCGAAGGAAAAAAUUCAAGCCAUCAUUGAUUCGUGCACACGACAGUUCCCAGAGUUUGCCGAACGAGCAAGGAAACGUAUUCGAACGUAUCUCAAAUCCUGCCGUCGGAACAAGAAAACACGUGAAGGAUGGGAGAACACUGUAAGUGAGUCCCGGCCUACGCCUGCCCACUUAACAUCAGUGCAAGCGGAGCAGAUUCUGGCACUCGCCUGCGAGAAUGAAAGUCUCAAUGCCAAGCGAAUGCGAAUAGGCUUGGAACCCAUCAGCCAAUCGGUGAAUCAGACAACGGCGGUAAGUUUUAUGACAUCUGAACCUCCGAAUGUACCGAACCUGUAUCAAAACAUAAACCUGAAGUGUGAAACCGAUACGGCACCAACGGUCAAAACAGAACCUGUUCCCAAAAUGUCCCCCAUACAGAACACGACGCCGGAUAUGAACCAAAUGAAAUUAAACAUUCCAAGUGCCAGCGCGAGUUCUACGCCCACCAUUCCGACAACGGUGCCAACCAUUUCCAACUUCCACGACUACAACACUGGGUUUCCCAACCGAUCGCAACACUAUCAGAACUUUAUGAAUUCCGUCAGCAGUUCCAACAGUACAACCACGACAAUGUCUGCUACUGCUCCCACAGAUCUAUCGAUGAAACGGCCCAUCCUGGCACACAAACUCAACAGUGCCGAAAUCACCGCCGUCAAGCAAUUGGUGACCGGAUACCGAGAGAGUGCGGCCUUCCUGAUGCGAAGUGCUGACGAGCUGGAGAAUCUCCUAUUACAGCAGCAAUAAACACAAAGCAUCCGUAGAGUACAUAUUUAGUUUGAGAAUUGUCGGAAAUAAGUGAAGAGUUACUCAUUUGGAGAUACCAAAAACUACCUGUACGGUUACAGUUUAGACGAAACAAAUGCAAAACUAAAUUGAUAUUAGUGUCGCAAUCAGUUUUAAGUUACGUGUAUAAAGUGUUGAAUAAAACAAGACAAAGUUAGAAAUUGAAAUUUUUGAAAACUGGCGAAAAAAUACAAAACACAGGGUGAUAUAGAACUACAAAGAAAUUAUAUUUAUUUUUUAAAUAAUACAAGAUAGAUACGAUGAUUCCGGCAAAACGGACAAAGGCGAGAGGGAAAUUAUGUACGAUUUCUUUCGAACAAUUUGCUAAAGUAACUGAACACAUUAGCUAUGCUACGAUUGCCGGUGGAGUUAACCAAAUUACUAGAAGGAAACAAUUGUAAUAAACAGAAAAGAAACUCAGAAUAACUUUUAACUAUUGAGUAAUUUGAAAAAAAAUAAAACUUAAAUAAAAUUACAACGGUUAUCUUAGCAAACAAAGGUUCAAUGUUAUUGGUUGAGAUCUAUUUCCUAA
Molecule: messenger RNA, 3722 nt
Organism: Malaya genurostris
Lineage: Eukaryota; Metazoa; Arthropoda; Insecta; Diptera; Culicidae
Product: nucleolar protein 4
Exons: 12
Coding region: 167-3151 (994 amino acids)
Source: RefSeq, a predicted model, not a curated record